Molecule: messenger RNA, 1367 nt
Organism: Vitrella brassicaformis
Lineage: Eukaryota; Vitrellaceae
Source: the annotation of a GenBank genome assembly
CGGUCAUGCGUCGCAACAGCGGUGAGGAGGGGCUGAGGUAUUCCGACAUCGAGUCACAGCAGUCCGAGGAGAGGGAGAACGAGGAGGUCAGAGGCAGAGGGGAUGGAUGGAUGGAUGGAUGGGAUGACUGAAUGGACUGUUCGCCUUGCACCAUGUGACAUUGCUGUGUGGUGUCCAUUCAUCGUGGUUUCAGCAGCACAGCUUGGAGGGGGACAUUGACGUCACGGCGUGUGGCAGUCUGAACCACUUGUGGAAGGGCAAUGAGUACGGCCGCCUGUCCAGUCAAGCCGAGCAGCCAACGUUCACCGCGGUGAGGAGUGGAGGGAGAAGGAGGAGGUCAGAGGGAGAUCGCGUCGCUGUGCAAGGAAGGGGAUGGAUGGGAUGGAUGAAUGGACGGCUCGCCUUGCGCCAUGUGACAUGGCUGUGUGAUGUCCAUUCAUCGUGGUUUCAGCAGCACAACUUCGAGGGGGACGUGGACGUGACGGGCGGCAAGGAGGACUACGUUUGGAAGGGCAAAGAGUACGAGUGCACGGACAAGAACUCUUCUCUGUGUGUGUGUGUGUGUGUGUGUGUGUCCAUGUCACACAGCGCUGGCCACGCCGUUGGUGAAGGUGCUGAUGGGUGUCUAUCGCUAUUGGAAGGUGGUCAAGGCCUACGUGGUACAGACACAUGCAGAUGAACCCUCACACGCGGACGCGACCACACCUAUAUGUGCGACUGCAUACAUACCUGUCUGUCUCCCAUCCGUCAGUUGGCCGAGAAGGUGGAUCUGCUGCUCGACUGUGGCAUGAGCAUCUCGCUCAAGCACCGGUGGGUGGGGUGGGGCCGGGACACACAUUGAUUCACACACCACACGGGUACACACACAUACCCACAUCCACGGCUGUUUGUUGUGUGUCUACUGUACUGUACCUGUGCACGUGUUGUGUGAUCUGAUUGAUAGCAUGUUCUGCACCGGCGGGCAGGGCAGUGUCCCCAUCGGGGCGCCGGGCAACAAGAUUUCCACAAGAAGGAGCAAUAGGUACGUACGUACGUGUGCCAUGGGUUAUCACACUGGCCAUGAACACACACGACGCUCUCCAUGUGUUUGUCAUUGCGGGAUGGAUGGAUGGAUGGCUCGGUCAGUUGGUCGUCAUCUGGAGCUCGUGGAUGGAGGAGUUGCUUCGAAGCCUGUUCACCAUGGUGGAGAGAGCACUCAGCCCCUACGCCACCCUGCAGGCGUACGCACCGUCGAGCAGCACACACACGCACGGACAGAGACGUGUGUUGAUGUGGAUGGAUGGAUGGAUGCUGUCUGCAGUCAGUUUGAGACGGUCCCCACCUUCGAGAAAACACUCAUAGAGACACUCAGCAACAGCAAACUGAUG